Molecule: messenger RNA, 1410 nt
Organism: Peromyscus californicus insignis
Lineage: Eukaryota; Metazoa; Chordata; Mammalia; Rodentia; Cricetidae
Product: putative serine/threonine-protein kinase SIK1B
Exons: 2
Coding region: 1-1410 (469 amino acids)
Biological process (GO): microtubule cytoskeleton organization; intracellular signal transduction; protein phosphorylation
Cellular component (GO): cytoplasm
Molecular function (GO): protein serine/threonine kinase activity; tau-protein kinase activity; ATP binding
Source: RefSeq, a predicted model, not a curated record
AUGGACAGCCACCCCAACACGAAGAGCCUGAACAGCCAAUAUAUGGUCCUAUAUAACAUUGGCCACCGUGCAUUUGGCUCUGUGCAACUGGCCUACCAUCGCCUCACAGGCAUCCCGGUGGCAGUAAAAGUGAUAGAAAACCUUGAGGAGGACCUCCGGUUCAUCGUAUCUGAGAUGAUGGCCCUUGAAAAACUGCACCACCCCAAUAUCAUUCACCUCUUCCAAGGUACUGGUAACACCAGAGCUAAUCUGCUUCAUCACGGAGUAUGCCAAGGGAGAAGACUUGUUCCAAAGAGUGACAGAGGAGGGCAGGCUGCAGGAGGAGAGACACAGAAAAUAUUCAGGCAGAUCCUGUCAGCCAUCAAGUAUUGCCAUGACCUUGACAUAGUCCAUCGAGAGCUGAAGCCCGAAAAUAUCCUCUUAGACGAAGAGGGAAUCUUGAAGCUGGCAGACUUUGGUCUCACCACCAAGUAUAGAGCAGGAACUCAACUGCAAAGGCAAUGUGGGACCAAGACAUUCAAUGCCCCAGAACAGAUACUGGGAUUGGGCUAUGAUGGGAAGAAGACGGAUGUGUGGAUUCUGGGUGGGUUGCUCUACUUUAUCAGUACCGGGAACCACCCCUUCCAAGGAGACACCAUGGAAGAGAUCCAGAGAAAGAUCGACACAGGCACCUAUGACAUUCCAGCUCACAGUGAGGACCGGGAGGAUGGGGAUGGGGAGGACCAGGUGAGGAUGCUGAAUGAGGACCAGGUGAGGAUGCUGAAUGAGGACCAGGUGAGGAUGCUGAAGGAGGACCAGGUGAGGAUGCUGAAUGAGGACCAGGUGAGGAUGCUGAAGGAGGACCAGGUGAGGAUGCUGAAGGAGGACCAGGUGAGGAUGCUGAAGGAGGACCAGGUAAGGAUGCUGAAGGAGGACCAGGUGAGGAUGCUGAAUGAGGACCAGGUGAGGAUGCUGAAGGAGGACCAGGUGAGGAUGCUGAAGGAGGACCAGGUGAGGAUGCUGAAUGAGGACCAGGUGAGGAUGCUGAAGGAGGACCAGGUGAGGAUGCUGAAGGAGGACCAGGUGAGGAUGCUGAAUGAGGACCGGGAGGAUGGAGAUGGGGAGGACCAGGUGAGGAUGCUGAAUGAGGACCAGGUGAGGAUGCUGAAUGAGGACCAGGUGAGGAUGCUGAAUGAGGACCAGGUGAGGAUGCUGAAUGAGGACCAGGUGAGGAUGCUGAAGGAGGACCAGGUGAGGAUGCUGAAUGAGGACCAGGUGAGGAUGCUGAAGGAGGACCAGGUGAGGAUGCUGAAGGAGGACCAGGUGAGGAUGCUGAAUGAGGACCAGGUGAGGAUGCUGAAUGAGGACCAGGUGAGGAUGCUGAAGGAGGACCAGGUGAGGAUGCUGAAGGAGGACCAGGUGAGCAUGUGA